Messenger RNA from Scleropages formosus (Asian bonytongue), 1664 nucleotides. RefSeq names its product E3 ubiquitin-protein ligase TRIM69-like. Bases 91 to 1521 code for a protein of 476 amino acids. The record is from RefSeq and is a predicted model, not a curated record. The transcript has a single exon. Gene Ontology annotation, molecular function: protein binding. NCBI's taxonomy places the organism in Eukaryota, Metazoa, Chordata, Actinopteri, Osteoglossiformes, Osteoglossidae.
UGUGCUCGGCGCCAUUUCUCUGCUCUUUAUUGCCCUCCCGUCUGUUGUGUGAGAAGCUAUAGGGAGGGCUCGUAGGCAUCACCAAGGACAAUGUUUCGGCGUGACUCGGAUCAGUCGAUCCCAAAGAGGGAGAACGGCACCCCUGGUCCGAGCUCCGUGCGGGAGCCCAAGGAGGAGAUCCUGGCAGGAGGACAAGCUCAUCCAGACAGCCAGCAAGCAGCGCUGCCAGGAAGUGCGCGGCUGGGAUGUGACACAGGGGCAGUGACGGGUGACCAUGUAGGUAUUAUGAGCGAGGGCUGGUAUGACAAGUGCCCGAGGUGUCCCGUUCCCACCGUGACGCCCUGCUUGUCAUGCCAGCUCGCCACGUGCACUCAGCACCUGCAUCUGCAGGGGGGAAAUGAGGCUUUCCGGCGAUCCCUCGCAGAAGUGGGGCCGCCUCUCCGCUCGAACCCGGAUCUCCGAGAGGAGAAAGGCACGGGUCCGAGCGCGAGCAAGCCUGCGUCCACCUGGAUGGCACAGCUAAGAGCUCGAGAGCAGCUGGCAGAGGCGCUGUUGCAGAGGGAGCGUGACAGGGAAGCCACGGUCAGGAUGGCCAAUACCCGGCUCAGAGAGAAGGUUGGAAAGCUUCUGGACCACAUGACCGAGCUGGUGAGCGCUUACGGAGUCCAGGUGAUGGGCUUGAUCGAGGCAGAGCUACGCCCCCGGGAGGAAAGCCUACGGGGCAGCACCUGGAGAAUCGCAAGACUGCAGCAGCAACUAGAGGAGGUGCGUCUCGGGGCAACUGCUGCCACGAAUGAAGGAGACGAAACCUUGACCCUGGAGCGGCUGGAAAGCAUUCAAGCUCAGGUGGGACAGCUGGUAGAGCAGCCCCUGGAGGGUGCUACUCAGGCGUGUCCAGACCCCGCACGCUUGUGUGCCUCACUUGAAGCUAAGAAUGCCGAGCUACGGGCUGCGCUAGGUGUAGCUCAGCGGGGGCUGCGGUCAGUGCUGAACCCCUCCGAGGUGACCUUGGACGCCAACACAGUCCACCCCAGUCUUGUGCUGUCAGAGGACUUGAGGACGGUGGCGUACAGUGCAACCAAGCAGCUGUACCCCCAGCACCCUGAUCGCUUUGUCAGCUUCCUGCAGGUCCUGAGCUCGCAGGGUUUCUCCGGCGGGCAGCACCGCUGGCAGGUAGAGGCUGAAGGGUGCCAGUGGGUGUUGGGCGUGUGCUACCGGAGCCUGGCCCGGGUAGGGCUGCCCAGCGCCUUGGAGAGCAGCUCUGGGUCCUGGUGCUUGAUGUGGUGCGACAACCUAUUGAGGGCUUACAGUCAGGGCCGAGACACCCCGCUGCUGAGGACCAUCGCACUGCGCAGGCUCGAGAUACACCUCGACUAUGAUGCCGGAAGCCUGACCUUCUACAGCGCUAAUGAUGGAAUAGUACACCUGCACACUUUCAAAGCCGCUUUUACCGAUCCCGUGUACCUGGCUUUCCGAAUGAUGUCGUGCCAAAACAAAUCACACAUAACACUGAUCUCGUGAGCAGUUUUGAUAUGUGGUGACAGACACUUUGUUAUUAUUAUUCCAUUUAGCUUACACUAAAUGUGACAUGCAAUAUUAGGUUUGUGUACAACUAGGAUUGGGGGGUGUGGUGUGCUUGGACUGUGCCUGCUCUCUGGUGGGUC